Malaclemys terrapin pileata is the source of this 780-nucleotide messenger RNA. It is a transcript of the gene MTLN, whose product is annotated as mitoregulin. The transcript is spliced from 2 exons. Bases 43 to 225 code for a protein of 60 amino acids. Gene Ontology annotation, cellular component: mitochondrial inner membrane. Gene Ontology annotation, biological process: positive regulation of mitochondrial membrane potential. Lineage: Eukaryota; Metazoa; Chordata; Testudines; Emydidae. The record is from RefSeq and is a predicted model, not a curated record.
GCGUGCCGCGGUAGUUUGGGCGCGCGGGGCUGCCGUCGGAGCAUGGCGUUGGGCUCGGAGGCGCUGCGGGAGCGGCCGGUGCAGCUGGCGCUGGCGCUGGCCUUCGCCUCGGGCGUGCUGGUGGGCUGGCAGGCCCACCGCGUGCGCCGGCGCUUCCUGGCCUGGAGGAAGCGGCGGCUGCAGGGGCUGCUGGAGGCCACGCAGAAGAAGCUGGACGUGGCCUGAGCGGCGCGCGGCGGGGCCGUGACCUUGGGCGGCGCGGCUCUGGCUGGGGGCGGGGCCCCGGGGCGGCCCGGACUGUGUCCCCCCCCCCCCCCCCCCGGGCCUCAGCCGUGUCACAGCCCGAGCCUGGGCCGGGAUUUACCGCCAGCGGCUAAGUCGUGUGUAAAGCCCUGCCUCAGCCUUAUACAGAUGAAAGCUGACAACUGAAUGAAAAUAAAUGGACUCCUGCUGCAUUUGUGUCUAAACACAGUUUAAAAGAUGGACUUUAAAAACAAAUGUUUUGAUAAGCAACCAUAUUCUAAAAAGGAAGGCAUCUGUGGUAUCAUACAAUCUCAUUUGCCCACACUGACAUCAGCAAAGCUUAUCUUCAUAUGUAUCAGAAUAACCUAUCCACCAAAAUGUUAUGGGAUGAGCUUAAUUAAUUCAUAUGUGUUAUGACUGUGCAAACCUGUCACAUUGUUUUUAAGGGAUGUUUGUGUCUGUUUUGCUUUGUGACUCUUAAGGCUCGCCCUGAGCUACAUUUGACCCUUACAUUUUAAUAAAUUAAACUAAAAAUGA